UUCCCGACACAAACCUACAGCAAGCUAGCUAACCCAGUGCACCUACCUACUGACCAGUUUGCCGGAAAAUCAUCAGCAAGAUCACUCGAUCGAGAUCAAGCAACAUGGAGCUGCUGCUCUUGCUCACCGUGCUUCUGUUUGCGCACGCGGUGGCCUACCUGGCCUGGGCGGCCGCCGUCCGGCGCCGGCAGUCGCGGUGCUACCUCCUGGACUACGUGUGCUACAAGCCGUCGGACGACCGCAAGGUGACGACGGAGAUGGCCGGCGCGCUGAUCGAGCGCAACCCGCGCCUCGGCCUGUCGGAGUACCGCUUCCUCCUGCGGGUCAUCGUCGGCUCCGGCAUCGGCGAGGAGACCUACUCCCCGCGCAACAUCGUGGACAGCCGGGAGGACGCGCCGACGCACCAGGACGCGGUGGAGGAGAUGGACGCCUUCAUCGACGACGCCAUCACGGAGCUCUUCGGCAAGAGCGGCGGCUUGAUCAAGCCCCGGGACGUGGACGUGCUGGUGGUGAACGUGUCCAUGUUCUCCCCGGCGCCGUCGAUCGCGUCCCGGAUCGUGCGCCGGUACGGCAUGCGGGAGGACGUGGCCGCGUACAACCUGUCCGGCAUGGGGUGCAGCGCCGGGCUGGUGUCGCUGGACCUCGCGCGCAACGCGCUGCGCACGCGGCGGAACGCGACGGCGCUGGUGGUGUCGACGGAGUCCAUCGCGCCCAACUGGUACCCCGGCACGGACAAGUCGAUGAUGCUUGGCAACAUGCUGUUCCGGUGCGGCGGGUCGGCGGUGCUGCUCACCAACGACCCGGCGCUGCGCGGGCGGGCCAAGAUGGAGCUCCGCUGCCUGGUGCGCUCCAACAUCGCCGCCAACGACGACGCGCACGCGUGCGCGCUGCAGCGGGAGGACGCGGACGGGCGCGUGGGGAUCAGCCUGAGCAAGGCGCUCCCAAAGGCCGCCGUGAGGGCCUUCACCGUGAACCUGCGGACGCUGGCGCCGCGCAUCCUCCCGGUGACCGAGCUCGCGCGGUUCGCCGCCGGCCUCAUGCUGAGGAAGCUCUCCUCCUCCUCGCGCAAGCACGGCGGGAAAAGCGAGGGACCGAAGAUCAACUUCAAGUCGGGCGUGGAGCACUUCUGCCUCCACCCGGGGGGCACGGCGGUGAUCGAGGCGGUGAAGCGGAGCCUGGGGCUGGACGACGGCGACGUGGAGCCGGCGCGGAUGACGCUGCACCGGUGGGGGAACACGUCGGCGAGCAGCCUGUGGUACGUGCUCUCGUACAUGGAGGCCAAGGGGAGGCUGAGGCGAGGGGACAGGGUGCUCAUGGUGACCUUCGGCUCCGGGUUCAAGUGCAACAGCUGCAUGUGGGAGGUGAAGGGCGACAUGGCCGACAAGGGCGCGUGGGCCGACUGCGUCGACGACUACCCGCCGGCCAACACCGCCAACCCCUACAUGGACAAAUUCGGGUGGCUCAACGACGUCGAGGGCGACACCGUCAUGCUUUAAUUCAUGCUCGCUGCUGCGUACUCAUACGCCGUCCGGCCGAUCACAACGAGAUCGGGGAAGGUGGUGGGUAGUAAUAAUUAUUAUUUCAUGUUAUUCAUCCAGUACAUACGUAUACUCCCUGGAGAAUAAAUGUACCUAGAUAUAGCUUAUAGCCUUAUUAGAGUCGUCACGACGGUAAUGGUGAUGAUUCUUCUUCCUUUCUAAACAGGAAUAGUGUUGUUGAUUAUCCGUGGUCAAGUGUUUAUAAACUCAUAAUUCCUCACUGUAUAUGCUCUCUUGUCAUGUACUCACUUUCGUACAGAACUGUACUACUAUAUGUUGUUGUA
Triticum dicoccoides is the source of this 1822-nucleotide messenger RNA. RefSeq names its product 3-ketoacyl-CoA synthase 12-like. The record is from RefSeq and is a predicted model, not a curated record. Gene Ontology annotation, biological process: fatty acid biosynthetic process. Gene Ontology annotation, molecular function: acyltransferase activity, transferring groups other than amino-acyl groups. Bases 105 to 1496 code for a protein of 463 amino acids. NCBI's taxonomy places the organism in Eukaryota, Viridiplantae, Streptophyta, Magnoliopsida, Poales, Poaceae. Gene Ontology annotation, cellular component: membrane. The transcript has a single exon.